Epinephelus lanceolatus (giant grouper) is the source of this 664-nucleotide messenger RNA. NCBI's taxonomy places the organism in Eukaryota, Metazoa, Chordata, Actinopteri, Perciformes, Serranidae. The record is from RefSeq and is a predicted model, not a curated record.
ACGUUCCGUCCACGACGCCUCCUACCAGCGGCUCUCCCAGCCCCACCCCUCCCUCCUCCCUUCAUCUGAAACCAGCCAACCAGAGGAGGGGGCGGGACAACGAGGGUCCAAAGUUGUCACAUCACGAGGUGCGGCAGAUUGAGGUGGAGCUGGUAACCCCUGACUCCCGUGGCUCCACCCCCAAGACAGGCAUCAUCCGCCGAACCAUCAAAUACUCUGAGACAGAUCUUGACGCCGUUCCACUGCGGUGCUACAGGGAGACCGACCUGGACGAGGUGAUGCGGGCGGAGGCCGAGGCAGCCGAGGAGGUGGACUCGGCCUUUGGGAGUAACCGCAGUGUCUUGGGAAACUCCAGCUUCAGCCCCGCCGAGGCUUCGCCAAAACCCCGGACAGGUGUGGGGAAGGUGGAGGAAGAUGGGGAGGAGGAGGAGGAUGAGGAAGAGGAGGAGGAGGAGGAAGAGGAGGGAGUGGUGAGCUGGGCCAGUGUGCGGAUGCUGGGAGACAGACAGAGACAAAGAGCUACCGAGGAGGAGGACGAGGUGUUCAGUCUGCUGCUGAAGGGGUGAGAGCUCCAACACUUACAUCAGUGUGUGUGUCACUGAGUCUAAACACACGUGUCAUGUCUGUGUUCACAUUUAACUCAGCCAGGAACUCAGUUUUGACG